UUUAUUUUCAAAUGAAAAAGAUUAUUAAAUUAAAAUAAAUAUUUGUCUGACUAGUACUAUGCAACUGAUAUGUCACGCGGUGGAGCACGCAGAGAGGGCUGGGGUAGUGCAGAAGCUACAGAGAUGGUUUUGAACAAUUUAUUUUACAUAACUGCCAAGUUUUCGGAUGAACAUCCUAAAGAGACGGAGGAACUUUGGGCAACUUUAUGUGGUUGUUGGCCUAACAAUUUAAAAGUAAUUAUUCGUUAUUUAAUUAUCGUCUCAGGAAUGGCGCCACAAGAACUUCUUCCAUAUGCGAAGCGCGUUGUCUUGUAUUUAGCAAGGGCUCGACCAGAUCGUUUAGUUGAUGAGAUGAUGACUGAAUUGCAAACAGUCGAAACAUUGAAUUGUUUAAUCGAAAGAACUGAAACACCACCUUUCUAUAGAUUGACUAGUAUGAGAAAAGCUUCUUCUCACAGCGAUGCUCCAGUUGUUGAUCCUGGAAAUCCUCCGCGUGAUUUGGGUGUUGAAAAGGGUACCAUACAUACCAAAAGACAUUCAGGCGAAGAUCCUGUUAAAACCGGUUCGAAAUCGGAUACUGCAUUACGGGCACUCGCUGGAUUUCAAACCCCAAGGGCGGAAAAAACAAGGACUGCGAGCGGUCCGCCAGUUCUUCCGGAUGAUUUGUCCACUCCUACAACAGAAGCCGAGUUGACUACAGACGAAUCUUGUUACGGCACACGGAACGGAUCCGUAGGAGUAAAUGGCAAAAUUUCAUGCAGUGGAGAAAAGUUCGAUAUUCCACAGCCACAUCCUUUACCAAUGCCUGAGUACGGUGGAUAUUUUGCUCCUUUGACGGAGUACUUACCAGAUAGUUCACAGCCUAUAAGUGGAUUCCAUAGAUGCAACAUUGCCGUUAUGUUGCUGACUGACGUUGUUGUCGAUGGCAUACAACUUGACUGGGCUAUCCAUGUUCCUUUAAUGUUGCAUAUAGUUUUCCUUGGCUUGGACCAUUCAAGACCUCUUGUAAGGGAUCAUUGUCGUUGUCUUUUAUUAAAUCUGUUGGUUGUUCUCGGGGAUCAUCGAGAUCAUCUCGGCGUAGCACGGGUACUAUUAGCAUCAAAAACUGAACAAUUGGGCUUAGGUCUCUCUACUCCUGCUUUACCAAUACUCGAGCACAACUUCACUGAGGUUGAUCCAGAAUUUGACAGUUAUCUGUACGGCCCACCUCCAGCACCACCUCCUACAACGCCACCCCCGUCAUCAUCACCGCCACCACCGUCUUCUUCUCCUCCUCCUCCACCUCCUCCUCCACCACCACCACCUCCACCACCCCCGCCACCCGAAUCCUCCAUAUUCAAUGCAACACCUCCACCGCCACCACCUCCACCUCCUCCACCACCGUUUCCAUCUUCUAAUAAUGGAACACCUAUUCAUUCGCCUAUUCCUAACUCAACAUCUACUCCUCCAUUAUCGAUGAAUCACAUGAAUCAAUCAGUUAUGGACAACUAUAACAAAGAUUAUUCGAAUUCUCAUGCAUAUGAAUCAUCAACAUGCAACAAUUGGCCUCCAACAUCAAAUUCAGCGAAUACAGUACCACCUGUUAUUGUCACACCAGAAGAUGCAAAUAACUGGGUUGGUCCACAACCAGGUCCGAAUAUGCCUAUCCAAGAUGUAAUUAAAUCUUUGAUCAAUUUUUUGGCUUCUCGUAUAAAUCAACCAUUAUGGAACUAUGAAGACAUGACUGCCAAAGUAUGGUGGGUUCGCAGUGCUGAACAAUUAACAGUAUUAUUGCGACAUGUAUUAAGAGUUUUUAGAGAUUCCUUACCCCACGCUCUGGUUAGUCAACGUUGGGCGCAAACUGCAUUACAAUUAGGCCUAUCUUGUUCAUCUAGACAUUAUGCAGGAAGAUCUCUUCAAGUAUUUAGAGCAUUACGAGUUCCUAUUACAUCUCGAAUGUUAUCUGAUAUUUUGUCUAGAUUAGUAGAAACAGUUGCCGAGCAAGGAGAAGAUAUGCAGGGGUAUGUGACUGAAUUAUUAUUAACACUUGAAGCAGCUGUCGAUUCGCUAGAAUCCGAUUUCCGACCUUUAGAUUUUAUGAAGGAAAUAUUCAAAUCUACUCCAAAUCUAAAUAAUAAAGAUCCAGCUUCGGGUGGAUUAAUUGGAGGAAAACGAAGUCCAGGAGGAGGUAAUGGAUAUCCAACAGGUCCAUAUAUGUUCUCUCACUUAAAUCAAGGUGGUCAUACAAGAAGUACUAGUUACUCAGUCAGUUACUGCAUGAAAAAAUCAAGUGGCGGUAACUCAGUAGCAAGUGAAAUAAAAGAAUUAGAUAACAGAUGUAAUAAAUAUCCCAAUUCUAAUCUUUCGCGAUCAAGAUCAGCUCAAUCUUUAAAAUUAUUGGGUGAUUCAGCAACACAAGAUGAUAAAAUGACUAUUUUGGCGCAACUAUUUUGGUUAUCAGUGUCUUUACUUGAAUCAGACUAUGAGCAUGAAUUUCUUUUGGCAUUGAGACUACUUAGUCGCGUACUUCAUAGAUUGCCUUUAGAUCGACCAGAUGCUAGAGAUAAAGUUGAAAAAUUACAACAACAACUAAGAUGGAAUUCGUUCCCUGGUGUACAUGCAUUAUUAUUAAAAGGAUGUACUAGUCCCAAUACAUAUGAACCCGUCGUAACAUUAUUAUCUCAGUUUACUCCAUUAUUGGAUUUGCCAGUUGUCGAUCCUACUCAAAGUCUCGCAUUUCCGAUGAAUGUUGUAUCACUACUCCCCUAUAUGCUUUUAAAUUAUGAAGAUGCUAAUGAAUUGUGUAUUAGAAGUGCAGAAAAUAUUGCACAAGUGAGUGCCGAAAAAGGAAAGAAAUUAGAAAACUUGGGUACUGUCAUGACGUUAUACAGUCGACGUACUUUUAGUAAAGAAAGUUUUCAGUGGACUAAAUGUGUUGUUAAAUAUUUAUAUGAUACAUAUGCUCAUCUGAGUUUUAAUAUGCUUGCUUUCCUAGUUGAAGUAUUAGAGAAAGGUCCAGGAAGUGUGGCAUUACCUGUGCUCAGUAUUAUACACUGUAUGUUACAUUAUGUUGAUUUAGCUUCGCAAGCAGCGCAACCAAUCAACACUGAACUUCUGAGAGUGAUUUCAAAAUAUGUUGAGGGUCCUCAUUGGAAAGAAGCUCUUAAAAUAUUGAAGCUAGUAGUAACAAGAUCGUCUACAUUAGUAGCACCACCUACGUCAGUGCAUGGAUCAUCUUGGGAAUCUUCAAUAGCAUCUCCUCAUCCAAGUUUCACUGAUACCGAGAUGUUCACAAAAAAAGAAUUACCUGGGAGGACUAUGGAUUUCACGUUUGAUUUAUCACAAACACCGGUAAUCGGUAGACGAUGGUUAAUACGUCAAGGCGUCGAAGAAAAAUCACUCAGCUCUCCUCGAUGUUCAUUAUCUCUUUCACCAGCUGACAGUAAUGCGGUUUCUGGUUGGAAAAGACCAUGGAUGUCACAGGGUCGCGUUAGAGAAUGUUUGGUAAAUCUUCUAACAACAUGCGGUCAACGAGUUGGAUUACCAAAGAGUCCAUCUGUGAUAUUCAGUCAAAGUUCGGAUCUAAUGGAAAGACAAUCAUCUAUGGCUUCUUCAACAGAAGAAGUUUCUGGUGCAAAUAAUGAUUUAAGUGGAGGAUCUAGAAGAGACGACGAACAAUUUGGCGUAUUUAAAGACUUCGAUUUUCUUGAAUAUGAAAGUGAAAGCGUUGAGGGUGAAAGUACCGAUAAUUUCAAUUGGGGAGUAAGACGCCGUCCUCUUAGCGAAGGAGAAGAAAGAGAACCAAGUCUAAGACAAUUUGAAGAAAGUUUAAGUGAGAAGACUCAGUCAUCUAGUAAACACACCAGUCGACGUGGCGUUGCGGAAGAAUCGUCAGAUGAUGAAGCUGGUUCAGAAUCACCAUUAGAUGAAGUACCUGGCGGAUCUGGAACAGGACAGGAAGUUAAUAAUAUCCCUGGAAUGUUCCCACCAUCUUCCUUAUCUUUAAUACCUAGUCGUACACGUCAUGACUCUUCAACAAGGUCUGACACAUCUGGCUCUAGCGCAGGAGAUUUAGGAGAUGUAACACCUUGUAAUGCAUCACCAAAUUUAUCAGCGUUGAUGCCUUUUAGACAAGUUGCAAGAGAUGACGCAGAAGAAAUUUGGCGGCAACAGAUCCAAAAUUUAAUCACUCAGUCUCUUUACAAUACUUUAGAUUUUUUCCAGUUAUUGAGCAGAAUACUACGGGAUGUAAGCAGUAAAUCGGUUACCCUUACAAGAGAAGCUAGUGCCUUAUUGUGUAACGGCAGUCCUGCUUCCACUCAAUUAGGCUAUCAUUUAUCUAGUCAUGCAGAAUUACUUAGUUCAAAAGCUGAACCACCUUUAAUUUGGUUCUCGAUUGCUAUUUUCGCAAAUCAAAGAUUAAAUGAAUCAUUGCGAUUUGGAAUGUUAGAAAUUCAAGAACAUCUUGAAACAUUUCUUGAUAAAAAAGAUCAUGCUACUGAAUGUUUGGAAGCAGCCAAAGCAGCUGCAAAACUCCAAGCAUUAGGUGGCAGUCACACAACAGAGGCAGGUCUUGAAGAGAUACUGUUAGACCUAGGCAGAGCACUCUAUAAACUUCAUCUUCAAUUAUUAUUAUUAAUCGAAGCUUCAAAUAAGAUGCUAGCAACUCUCAUAAGCGCUGCAAGAAACGUACAGAUUCCGCUUCAAGACAUAUCCGCAGAAAUUGCGAAUAUGAAAAUUGCUUUGAGUAGAGCACUGGAAGAAAGUACAGAGAGUGAAAGAGGAACACCGACUCCAACGCCUAGUCCUAGUCCUUUGCCCGGCACUGGUGCCGUGGAAGAAGUUGCUCGUGUUGCAGAACUACUUAGAAACGCACGAUGGUGUCCUGCUCUUGAAGCUGUAAGACUGCAUAGAGCUCAAUGGCCAGGAGAUCCUUUUCAUGAUGAUGAUGAUGUAACGACUGCUGUUAAUAUGUAUUGCAAAUACUUAGGACAAGAUAGAUCUGAUAUUUUUGUGGUUACACGAAAGGACGAUGAAAUGUCAGAAAUAUUUAGUAGACUAAUGGAAAGUUUAUUUCAAGUUUUAGCGGCUGUUACAGGCUUAGAAGCUUCAACAAAAGCAGUACGAGGUCAACAUGAUCAUCCUAAUAAUACGAAAAAUGACUGUUAAUUUAUAAAUUUUAAUGUUAUAUUAUAUUGUAGACAGUUAUUUGUCUAAAUUCAAGUCUUCAUAUAAUUUAA
Messenger RNA from Frieseomelitta varia, 5219 nucleotides. RefSeq names its product protein furry-like (gene fry). Gene Ontology annotation, cellular component: site of polarized growth; cell cortex. NCBI's taxonomy places the organism in Eukaryota, Metazoa, Arthropoda, Insecta, Hymenoptera, Apidae. The record is from RefSeq and is a predicted model, not a curated record. Gene Ontology annotation, biological process: neuron projection development; cell morphogenesis. Bases 70 to 5148 code for a protein of 1692 amino acids. The transcript has 21 exons.